Colletotrichum higginsianum IMI 349063 is the source of this 1224-nucleotide messenger RNA. RefSeq names its product Eukaryotic aspartyl protease. Lineage: Eukaryota; Fungi; Ascomycota; Sordariomycetes; Glomerellales; Glomerellaceae. Gene Ontology annotation, biological process: proteolysis. Bases 1 to 1224 code for a protein of 407 amino acids. The record is from RefSeq and is a predicted model, not a curated record. Gene Ontology annotation, molecular function: aspartic-type endopeptidase activity. The transcript has a single exon.
AUGACGGCGCUGGCCAACGGCGCGCUCGCCGCCAUCCCCACGGUCAGCAUCCCGCUGCACUACUACUACGGCGGCGGCCACAAGAUCGCCACCAACCUCAUCAACCCGGGCUCCAACACGCCCGUCGAGGUCGUCUUCGACCAGGGCUCCGAGAACUUCUGGGUCUUCGGCCCCGGCGCCGUCAACAACUGGGGCUGCACCGGCUUCUUCUGCCCGGGCCAGUGCAACGCCACGGCCGAGCCCUUCUACGACUUCCCCAACAGCCCGUCCGCCUCCAAGCCCGAGCCGUUCCCGUCCAUGUACGCCUACGGCGCCUACACCAAGAUUGUGCAGGGCCAGGAGUCCGUCAACGACACCUUCCACUUCGCCUCGGACUCGGGCCUCACCUCCACCGUCGACGCCCGCGUCGCCAUCGCCACCUACAUGCAGCAGCGCCUGCUCGACGGCGGCCAGUGCAUCCCGGCCGCCUACGACCUCGGCAUCCUCGGCACCGCGCCCUUCUACCGCACGGCCGAGUGGAACACGACGGGCCCUCACGUCCGCCAGGACCUCCUCGAGAGGGGCGUCAUCAGCGCCCCCGUCCAGAGCAUGUGGUUCGACGAGGCCCCCGCCGAGUGGAACGGCACCUUCACCGGCAACGCCGUCUUCGGCGCCGUCGACCUCUCCAAGUUCACCGGCGACCUCGUCAAGGUCGCCCACGUCAAGAACGACGGCCUCGGCGCCAGCGUCGGCUACUUCGUCGCCCCGCCCGUCGUCAAGAUCGGCGCCGCCUCCUUUGACAACUCGGAGCUGACGACGCGCUCCUGCAUGAUCGACUCGGGCACCCAGAUCAACGACCUGCCCGUCAGCUCCGCCGUGCUCGACUCCUUCAUGGCCGCCGCCGGCCUGACCAGGGACUCCAUCGGCCACGUCGCCUGGAACGGCAGCUGUGACUCGGUGCCCCGGGACGCCACCAUCGACCUCGAGUUCGCCGGCGUCGCGGGCAAGUCCGUCACCAUCAAGACGCCCGUCCGCAACUACAUCCGCAACAACGCCGACAGCGAGCCGGGCUUCUGCGCUCUCAACAUCGACACGGGCGGCUGCAUGCUCGGCGCGCCCUUUGCCACCUCCGCCUUCUUCGCCGCCAACGACGCCGAGAACGAGAUUGCCCUGGCCCAGGGCGGUGUCUCCAAGAGGGGCGACAAGGCUGACGAAGCGUCUCUGUCUCUCACGAUCCCCAACUGA